AUGGUGGAGAUCAAGGAGGAGAUGAUGAGGAGCUAUGGCCUACAGCCCGGCUACAUCCAGGAGCCAAAAUCCAGGGAGGAGCUCCUGAAGUACCAACCCAAGAUGGAGGAGCUGCCGGCCCGAUCUAUGCAGGAUUCCUUCACCUCGGCCAUCAUUCCUCUGAGCAAGGAUCCCGUGCUGCAGGACAAGUAUAUCAAUUUUAGAGGCUUCGUGCGGCUGGGAAGGCUUCUCGAGGACAUGGACUAUUUCGCCGCUUGGUGCUGUCAUAGGCAUCUGGAACUACCCAAUCUUCCCGAGGGAGUGCCGCUGCCCUACACCUUUGUGACCAUUCUGGUGGACCGCAUCGACUUCACCGAUGUCUCGGCCUCGGGCACCCAGGACAUCCGCCUCUCCGGCCACGUCUCCUGGGUGGGAACCAGUUCCAUGGAGGUGGUGGUGUGGCUGGAGCAGAAGGUCGAUGAGAAGUACCAGAAGAUCACGCGUGCUCUUUUUCUCAUGGCGGCCAGAAAUGCCACGAAUACGGGAGCAGCUCCAGUGAAUCCCAUACAGCCGGCCAACGAGGAGGAGCAGGAGAUCCUGGCCGGUGGGGCAGAUAGAAAGAAGCGGCGGCAGAUCCUGAGCGCCCAGUCCGUCUUUAAAGUAGAACCGAACGCUCAGGAACAAUCGCUGAUAUACGAGGUCUACAAGCGGACCUCUCCCAUCGAGCACGCGGGUCCUCUCAAGCGUCUCCUGCCCCCCAACUGCCGCUGGAUGAAGGAAUCUGUUCAGACGACCACGAUUGCCUCGUUUCCGGAGCACCGGAAUCAUCAUAAUACCGUCUUCGGGGGAUUCCUCAUGCGCAGUGCCCUGGAGAUUAGCUGGGCGGCAGCUUUCCUCUACUGCAAGGAUCGCCCCAAACUGAAGCACAUCUCGGACAUUAGUUUCGAGAAGCCAGUGACUGUGAAUAGCUUUAUCAAGAUGACCGCCUAUGUGGUGUACACGAACCUCAACUACGUGCAGAUCAUGACCGUGGCCGAUGUCCUGGAUCCUUACACUGGCAAACAGGUGACCGCCAACGCCUUCCACUACACCUUCUCGGCUCCGGAUGCGGUUACUGAAGUCCUCCCAAGAUCCUACCACGAAACCAUGUGGUACAUCCAUGGUCGCCGCAAGUUUUUAGCCAGCAAGGUUGACAAGUCUUGAACAUUUUUUGGAUAAAUUUACAGGUUGUAAUAUAAAUUUAAAAUUUGUCAUAGCUCAUCUAUAAAGAGACUGGUGUAUUUUAUAUAUUAGUUUCAAAAAAUGUACACUAAGCAACAUCAAAAAUUUACCU
This is a messenger RNA of Drosophila takahashii, 1312 nucleotides long. The record is from RefSeq and is a predicted model, not a curated record. Lineage: Eukaryota; Metazoa; Arthropoda; Insecta; Diptera; Drosophilidae.